AGCCGGAGUCGCCGGCACAUAGACGCUACUGUAGCGAACAACAUCACAACAUCCCUUCUUCCUCCGCCUGUUGGUGAUUUUUAGUGACCAUUGACCAUUGGCUUGCUUUGGGAGAAUGCUUUGAAAUUGUGGGCGAUCUGUGAGUGUUGAUCAAGGAUGAGGAUGAAGUUGUUGAUGACGUGGUUGCUGCUGGCUGUUGUUCAAGCUCAGGAUGUCCUUGUCUCACUGGCGGAGUUGGAAGACUCCCUACUGAGGAGCCUGUUCCGAGGUUACCAGAAGUGGGUUCGGCCUGUGCAGCACGCCAAUGACACCAUUACCGUACGCUUUGGACUAAAGAUCUCCCAGCUGGUGGACGUGGAUGAAAAGAACCAACUGAUGACGACAAACGUCUGGCUUUGGCAGGAAUGGGUUGAUGUCAAGCUAAUGUGGAAUCCGGAUGACUAUGGAGGUAUCACAUCCAUCCGGGUACCUUCAGAGACAAUAUGGCUGCCAGACAUUGUUCUCUAUGAAAAUGCAGACGGUCGCUUUGAGGGAUCCCUGAUGACCAAAGCCAUCGUUCGCUGGGACGGGACCAUAACGUGGACGCCCCCGGCCAGCUACAAGUCUUCCUGUACCAUGGACGUCACCUUCUUCCCCUUUGAUCGGCAAAACUGUUCCAUGAAGUUUGGCUCCUGGACGUAUGAUGGAAAUAUGGUGGAUCUGGUUCUCGUGGACCAUUAUGUGGACCGCAAAGACUUCUUUGAUAAUGGCGAGUGGGAGAUCCUCAAUGCCACAGGAAUGAAGGGAAGCAGGAGGGACGGGGUGUACUGGUACCCCUUUGUAACUUACUCCUUCAUCCUCAAGAGGUUGCCCUUGUUCUACACCCUCUUCCUCAUCAUCCCCUGCCUGGGUCUGUCCUUUCUGACUGUCCUGGUCUUUUAUUUACCAUCAGAUGAAGGAGAGAAACUGUCGCUUUCCACAUCUGUGUUGGUGUCACUCACUGUCUUCCUCCUGGUCAUAGAGGAAAUCAUCCCUUCAUCCUCCAAGGUGAUCCCCCUCAUCGGAGAAUACUUGCUCUUCAUCAUGAUCUUUGUCACCUUCUCCAUCAUUGUCACUGUCUUCGUCAUUAAUGUCCAUCAUCGCUCUUCAGCGACCUACCACCCCAUGGCCCCAUGGGUGAAGAGCCUCUUCCUGCAGAAGCUGCCCAGGCUGCUCUGCAUGCGGGGGCACACCGACAGAUACCACUACUGGGACGCUGACACCAGCAGCUCUGAGCUGAAGCCUCGUAGAGGCCUGGGAAAAAGGGGGGGUCCUGGCCACCAGGGGGGCCCCCUUGGAGGGAAGGAGGAAGAGAAUCGGGCCUGGUUCGCCAUGCUGGAAAAGGCCACGCAGUCCGUUCGCUACAUCAGCCAUCACAUCAAAAAGGAACACUUCAUACGAGAGGUCGUACAAGACUGGAAGUUUGUGGCUCAGGUGCUGGACCGAAUCUUCUUGUGGGCCUUCCUCACGGUGUCCAUAUUAGGAACCAUCCUCAUCUUCACGCCCGCCCUGCAGAUGUACCUCAGCUCGCCCUGAUGAACGUAUAGAAACAUUCAAAGCUGUCAUUGAUGACGUGUGGAGCAUGCAGGGGAUGCAAAGCAGCAAUAAGCAGGUGGACGUAGCUAGCAGGAUGAAGCACCCACUUUUGUCUGUCAUGUAAUAAUACUCCAUAACUUGCUUUGUGUCCAAUACAGCAUGCUGCUCACAAUAGCUUGGUAUCAGUAUCAAUAAUCCAUGAGUAAUAAAGGCAUUUUUUUCAUCAUUACAUAAUAAUGUGUGUAUUCAAAGUCAAGUAUCUGAAUUUGAUCAAAAGACAUUCCACCAAAGGCGUGAGUGUGGAAAGUAGGACUUGAAUUCUUAGGGUGUCAUAACGCCAAGUCUCCAGUAGAUGGUGCCAAAUACACGAUUGGAAUCAGAACAGUAAACGACAUCAACUUUAUUGCCAAUAAAACCCGAGAACAGACAGGAUUGUAAAGAUCGCCUCUGCCCACACUUAAGCUGUCUUUCUUGUCAAAGGACGUAUCUUCGGUUACCUUCCAAGGAGACGUAAAACAUAUUUUUAUUUUUAUCUAUCCACAGUGUUUGUUUUUGUCAUCACUGAUGUUAAAAUGCAAUAUGAAAUCCCAACUGGGCCAAUGUUAGCAGACGUACAUGUCCUAGCAUAGGUACUUAGACAAUUAGCAUUCUUGUAUUGCAAUAUUUCUAUAUACAGCACUGUGCAGCAACUAAACCUCUUAUUCUUCUUUAUUUGAACAAAAAGGAAAACACGGUCACAAGAGAAAAAGCCACAAACACAAUCGAUAUAUUUGUCAUUUCAAGUGGUUUUACGUUAUUUUGAUCGUUGGUUUUAGUUAAAAGGGCCUUGUUUCAUUUACACGUCUGGCGGGAUUUACAUUAGGCCCGUCUUGGUUUUGUUACAUUGUGUAAUUUAUGUUCCGUCUGUGUAGGGUGCAGAAGUGAAGAGAAAGAGAACUUUAUUUUCAUUCUUUUGUUGAACCGGUAUGUGUUUUUCAUUUUUGUAAUCAUACUUUUUCACGUGUCAUUAAUCACUCCUUCCCCUUCUCUCCCCCACUCCGUUACUCCAACACCGUUGGCCACUAGUUGGCAGUGUUGUGAAGCGUUGUAAAUAUAUAAUCUGUGUUUAUUACCAUUAAAACAAGUAGCUCUCCCUCUCUUUGCCACACAACGUGGUUGGCAUUGAUGAGGGGUGCAGAAGUGAAGAGAAAGAGAACUUUAUUUUCAUUCAUUUGUUCCUCAGUUCUUCAGACCUAACAAGGCCGUUACAUAUAGUACCCCAGUGUUAACUUUAGCAUUGACACACUCAGUGUUGUUCUUUUAAGUUUGCUCUAAAAGAGAGAUGAAAAAGCCAUCACUCACGCCUUGUGUUUGUGUGUGAGGUAGUGGUUCGAGUCGAUGACCCUGCCUU
This is a messenger RNA of Doryrhamphus excisus (bluestripe pipefish), 2944 nucleotides long. Its product is annotated as neuronal acetylcholine receptor subunit non-alpha-3. Gene Ontology annotation, cellular component: postsynaptic membrane. NCBI's taxonomy places the organism in Eukaryota, Metazoa, Chordata, Actinopteri, Syngnathiformes, Syngnathidae. Gene Ontology annotation, biological process: monoatomic ion transmembrane transport. Gene Ontology annotation, molecular function: acetylcholine-gated monoatomic cation-selective channel activity; transmembrane signaling receptor activity. The record is from RefSeq and is a predicted model, not a curated record.